GACGUCAUUUAUAUUUUCUGAAAAAAAAUUUACCUACGUAUUUCUCACGAAAAACUGUUUUUUAAACGAAUAUCAUCGCUAAUAUGGAGGAAAAUCAAGUUCUCACAACUUUGAAGAUACUUAUCAUAGGCGAGAGUGGCGUAGGGAAGUCAAGUUUACUGCUCCGUUUCACAGAUGACACAUUUGAUCCAGAGCAAGCUGCAACUAUAGGUGUGGAUUUUAAAGUAAAAACUCUUUCAGUUGAUGGAAAUAAAGCUAAGCUAGCAAUAUGGGAUACUGCUGGUCAAGAGAGGUUCAGAACACUAACUCCAAGUUACUACAGGGGUGCCCAGGGAGUCAUCUUAGUGUAUGAUGUGAGUAGUAAACAGAGUUUUACUAAACUAGAUGCUUGGCUGAGUGAGCUUGAAACAUUCGCAACCAAACAUGAAAUCGUCAAAAUGUUAGUCGGAAACAAAAUAGACAAGGAUAAGAGGGAAGUAAGCCGGGAUGAAGGACUUAAGUUUGCCAGAAAACACCAUAUGUUGUUUAUAGAGGCCAGUGCCAAGACUAAAGAGGGAGUGCAAUGUGCCUUUGAAGAACUAGUUGAAAAAAUUAUACAGACCCCUGGCCUAUGGGAAACAGACGGCAGAGAGGGUGUGCGACUAGGAACUAAUGAUGGUCAAUCACAGCAAGGAGGUUGCGCUGGUUAUUGUUCUGUUGUAUAGCAAAGGAGACAUUAUCUGCAGUAUAGAAUUUAACAUAUGUUGGGGGUACAUCAGAUACAGUAAGAUUUGUACAUGUUCGCAUUUUUGACAAAGGAAUAUCUGCACAUGUGAAUAUCUUUACCUGUGAACACUUUAUAUGGGAACAACUAUACAUGGGAAAACCUGUACCCUCUACAUGUGAACACCUUAACACAUAAACAGUUUUACAUGAAUACAUUUACAUGAGAAUACCUGCGCAUUGACAACAAUGUGAUAAUGAACACCUUGAAGUCGGGAGAAGUGUUUUAAUUGUAAUGAGGUCCAUUCCAAUACUGCAAUUUGAAACUACAAGUUUUAUUAUUGAUCAAGAUGGUGAUUCAGUCCAUUGAUU
Molecule: messenger RNA, 1074 nt
Organism: Owenia fusiformis
Lineage: Eukaryota; Metazoa; Annelida; Polychaeta; Sabellida; Oweniidae
Source: the annotation of a GenBank genome assembly